This is a messenger RNA of Urocitellus parryii (Arctic ground squirrel), 8776 nucleotides long. It is a transcript of the gene Kif13b, whose product is annotated as kinesin family member 13B. The record is from RefSeq and is a predicted model, not a curated record. Gene Ontology annotation, molecular function: microtubule binding; microtubule motor activity; ATP binding. Gene Ontology annotation, biological process: microtubule-based movement. NCBI's taxonomy places the organism in Eukaryota, Metazoa, Chordata, Mammalia, Rodentia, Sciuridae.
UUGCCCGGUGGCCUCGGCAGACGGAAGCCGAGCGAGAGCCCGGCGGCGGCAGGAUGGGCGACUCCAAAGUGAAAGUGGCGGUGAGGGUCCGGCCCAUGAACCGACGAGAAAUUGAUUUGCAUACCAAAUGUGUGGUGGAUGUUGAUGCAAACAAGAUCAUUCUUAAUCCUGUAAAUACAAAUCUUUCCAAAGGAGAUGCCCGGAGCCAGCCAAAGGUGUUUGCUUAUGAUCAUUGUUUCUGGUCCAUGGAUGAAUCUGUCCGAGAAAAGUAUGCAGGUCAAGAUGAUGUUUUCAAGUGCCUUGGAGAAAAUAUCCUUCAGAAUGCUUUUGAUGGCUACAAUGCAUGCAUCUUUGCCUAUGGACAGACAGGAUCUGGAAAAUCUUACACUAUGAUGGGCACAGUGGACCAGCCUGGAUUAAUCCCAAGACUCUGCAGUGGACUCUUUGAACGAACCCAGAAAGAGGAAAAUGAGGAGCAGAGUUUUAAAGUAGAAGUGUCCUACAUGGAAAUUUAUAAUGAAAAAGUUCGAGACCUUCUUGAUCCCAAAGGAAGUCGUCAGACCUUGAAAGUCAGAGAACAUAGUGUGUUGGGACCCUAUGUGGAUGGACUUUCUAAACUGGCUGUAACAAGCUAUAAGGAUAUUGAGUCUUUGAUGUCUGAGGGAAACAAAUCUCGGACAGUUGCUGCAACCAACAUGAAUGAGGAGAGUAGCCGAUCCCAUGCAGUCUUCAAAAUCACCCUCACACAUACUCUGUAUGAUGUGAAAUCUGGGACAUCUGGGGAGAAAGUGGGCAAACUGAGCUUAGUUGAUUUAGCUGGCAGCGAACGAGCAACGAAAACUGGAGCUGCUGGUGACCGGCUAAAGGAGGGCAGCAACAUUAACAAGUCUCUUACAACUCUCGGUCUGGUCAUCUCGGCUCUAGCAGAUCAGAGUGCUGGCAAAAACAAAAAUAAGUUUGUUCCAUAUCGGGACUCAGUUCUCACGUGGCUGCUCAAAGACAGCCUUGGGGGUAAUAGCAAGACAGCCAUGGUGGCUACGGUGAGCCCAGCCGCAGACAACUACGAUGAAACCCUCUCAACAUUGAGGUACGCGGAUCGAGCCAAGCACAUUGUCAAUCACGCUGUAGUGAACGAAGAUCCCAACGCUCGUAUCAUCCGGGACCUCCGGGAAGAAGUUGAGAAGCUCCGUGAACAGCUGACCAAGGCAGAGGCAAUGAAAUCUCCAGAGCUAAAAGACCGGCUAGAAGAAUCGGAGAAGCUAAUCCAGGAAAUGACGGUGACCUGGGAGGAGAAAUUGAGGAAAACCGAGGAGAUUGCACAGGAACGGCAGAAACAGCUGGAGAGCCUGGGAAUCUCUCUGCAGUCUUCAGGAAUCAAAGUUGGGGAUGACAAGUGUUUCCUUGUUAAUCUGAAUGCUGAUCCUGCUCUGAAUGAACUCCUGGUGUAUUAUCUAAAGGAACAUACAUUGAUAGGGUCAGCAGAUUCCCAGGACAUCCAGCUGUGUGGAAUGGGGAUUCUUCCUGARCACUGCAUCAUAGACAUCACGUCAGAAGGCCAGGUUGUGCUCACUCCUCACAAGAACACUAGAACAUUUGUAAACGGGUCCUCUGUCUCCAGUCCAAUACAGCUGCACCAUGGAGACAGGAUAUUAUGGGGGAACAAUCAUUUCUUCAGACUCAGUUUGCCUAAAAAGAAAAAGAAAGCAGAACGAGAGGAAGAGGAGCAGGACGCCUCCCUGCGGAACGAUAACAGUUCUGAGCAGCUGGACGUGGAUGGGGACUCCUCUAGUGAGGUGUCCAGUGAGAUCAGCUUCAAUUUUGAGUAUGCACAGAUGGAGGUGACCAUGAAGGCCCUGGGCAGUAAUGAUCCAAUGCAGUCGAUAUUGAACAGCCUAGAACAGCAGCAUGAAGAAGAGAAACGCUCCGCACUAGAACGGCAGAGGCUCAUGUAUGAACAGGAGCUGGAGCAGCUCCGGAGAAGGCUGUCCCCCGAGAAGCAGAGCUAUCGUACAGGAGACCGGCUGUCUUUCCACUCGCCCAGCGCCCAGCAGCGCCUGAGGCAGUGGGCGGAGGAGAGAGAAGCAACGUUGAACAACAGCCUGAUGAGACUGAGGGAGCAGAUCGUUAAGGCCAAUCUGUUGGUGAGAGAAGCUAGUUACAUUGCAGAGGAGCUGGAUAAAAGAACCGAAUACAAAGUGACCCUGCAGAUUCCUGCCUCCAGCCUGGAUGCCAACAGGAAGCGAGGCUCUCUCCUCAGUGAGCCUGCAAUCCAAGUGAGACGAAGAGGAAAAGGAAAGCAGAUUUGGUCUUUGGAAAAACUGGACAACAGGCUGCUGGAUAUGAGAGAUCUUUAUCAGGAGUGGAAAGAGUGUGACGAGGACACCCCGGUUAUCCGAUCGUACUUCAAGCGUGCUGACCCAUUCUAUGACGAGCAGGAAAAUCACAGUCUCAUUGGGGUGGCCAAUGUCUUCCUGGAGUCCCUGUUCUAUGAUGUGAAGUUACAGUAUGCUGUCCCGAUCGUCAAUCAGAAGGGAGAGGUGGCUGGUCGGCUGCAUGUAGAGGUGAUGCGAMUCAGUGGUGCCAUUGGGGAGAGAAUCGCAGGAGGUGACGACGCUACCGAGGGCUCCUUUGAGAAGGAGGCCCAGGAGAGCAGACUGGUGUGCAUGGUGAAAAUACUUCAAGCCACGGGGUUGCCACAGCACUUGGCCCACUUCGUGUUCUGCAAAUACGACUUCUGGGAUCAGCAGGAACCAGUGAUAGUCGUGCCUGAGGUGGAUACCUCCUCCUCCCCUGUCAGCAAGGAGCCUCAAUGCAUGGUUGUCUUUGAUCACUGCAGCGAGUUUUCUGUUAACAUCACGGAAGACUUCAUUGAGCAUCUAUCAGAAGGGGCCUUGGCAAUUGAAAUAUAUGGACAUAAAAUGAAUGACCCCCGGAAAAACCCAGCCCUGUGGGAUUUGGGAAUCAUCCAAGCAAAAACACGAAGUCUUCGGGACAGGUGGAGCGAAGUCACCAGGAAAUUGGAAUUCUGGGUUCAGAUCUUGGAACAGAAUGAGAAUGGUGAAUACUGCCCUGUAGAAGUGAUUCCCGCCAAGGAUGUUCCAACGGGAGGAGUCUUCCAGCUCCGGCAGGGGCAGUCCCGGCGAGUUCAAGUUGAAGUGAAGUCUGUGCAGGAGUCUGGGACUUUGCCGUUGGUGGAAGAGUGUAUACUGUCUGUUGGCAUUGGAUGCCUGAAAGUUAGACCACUCAGGUCCCCCAGAACUCUUGAUGCCUUCCAGGAGGAAGAGGAGGACAUGGACAGCUACCAGGAUCGGGAUUUAGAGCGAUUACGUAGAAAAUGGCUGAAUGUGUUAACAAAGCGUCAAGAGUAUUUGGAUCAACAGCUACAAAAGCUUGUCAGCAAACCUGAUAAAACAGAAGAUGAUGCUGACCGUGAGGCACAGCUCCUAGAGAUGAGGUUGACUCUAACUGAGGAAAGGAACGCUGUGAUGGUCCCCUCUGCUGGCAGUGGCAUUCCAGGGGCCCCUGCAGAGUGGACACCAGUUCCUGGGAUGGAAGCCCACAUUCCUGUUAUAUUCCUUGACCUGAAUGCUGAUGAUUUCAGCUCUCAGGAUAACCUUGACGACCCAGAAGCUGGAGGAUGGGAUGCCACCCUGACUGGGGAAGAGGAGGACGAGUUCUUUGAACUCCAGGUCGUGAAACACCAUGAUGGAGAGGUGAAAGCAGAGGCCUCCUGGGACUCCGCAGUGCAUAGCUGUCCUCAGCUCAGCAAGGGCACGCCCACAGACCAGCGCCUGUUCCUGAUCGUGCGUGUGACAGUCCAGCUUAGUCAUCCCGCUGACAUGCAGCUGGUCUUACGCAAAAGAAUUUGUGUGCACGUUCACGGCCGGCAGGGUUUUGCUCAAAGUCUCCUAAAAAAGAUGUCUCAUCGAAGUUCUAUUCCUGGAUGUGGAGUGACCUUUGAAAUUGUCUCCAAUAUUCCAGAGGAGGCCCAGGGAGUGGAGGAGCGAGAGGCGUUAGCAAGGAUGGCUGCCAAUGUGGAGAACCCGGCUUCCGCCGACUCAGAGGCGUAUAUCGAGAAGUACCUGCGGAGUGUGCUGGCCGUGGAAAACCUGCUGACCCUGGAUCGCCUGCGCCAGGAAGUGGCCGUGAAGGAGCAGCUGACCGGGAAAGGCAAGCUGAGCAGGAGGAGCAUUAGCUCUCCCAAUGUGAACAGAUUGUCUGGAAGCCGGCAAGACCUUAUCCCCUCGUACAGUCUGGGCGUCAACAAGGGCCGGUGGGAAAGUCAACAGGAUGUAUCCCAAACAACGGUUUCCAGAGGAAUAGCUCCAGUCCCCCCUGCCCUCUCUGCUUGUCCCCAAAAUAACCACUCGCCAGAUCCAGGGCUUGGUAGCCUAGCAGCCUCCUACUUGAAUCCAGUAAAAUCCCUGGUGCCACAGAUGCCAAAGCUGCUGAAGUCCCUUUUUCCUGUCCGCGAUGACAGAAGGGGCAAACAGCCACCUCCCCUUGCACAUCAGCUGGUGCCUCGGAUCCUGGUGCAGCCAGCCUUCGCCGAUGCCCUGGUCACCAGGACAGAGGAGGCCCCGCAUGGCAGCCUUGGGCCUGGUGUGGCCUCUGAGAUUGCGGCGCAGACGGCAGCCCCUGGGGCGAAGAGCUCCGAGAAACCAGCCAAAGUGCCUUCCCCACCGCCCGCCGCUGUGGUCACCCAGGUCCCGGAAGGGCAGGACGGCCCCCCCAGCCCCCUGAGUGAGGCCUCCAGCGGCUACUUCUCUCACAGUGUCUCCACUGCCACCCUGUCCGAUGCACUCUGCCUGGGCCUGGAUGUUGCUGUCCCUGCUGGCCAGACGCCUGGCUCUCCACCAGCGCCCAGCCAGGCUGCCCCGGAGGCUGGGCUGGCCUUUCCCUCCUGUGCGCAGAGCCACCCACCUGGACGAGAGGAGCCUGCUGCCCAGCCUCCCCCGCCUGCCCCCAGCAGGGACCCUGAGACCUCCAAGGCCCUGUUGCUCCCUGACCCCCCACCGUUGGCACCUGUGUCCCCGUUCAGAAUCCAGAAGGUGCGGACCUCGGAGCUGAAGUCGUUCACAUGCAUGCUGGGCGGUGGCUCUGGGAUCCAGGAGGACCUGCUUGCCACAGUAGGGUCUGGUGACACUGGGGGGCAGGCCCUGGGGACACCAGAAGUGGCCUCUGAUUCUGAGGAUACCAGUGAAGUCCCCGAGUGGCUCAAAGAGGGGGAGUACGUUGCUGUGGGCACCAACAAGACAGGCAUCGUGAGGUACGUCGGGCCUGCUGAUUUCCAGGAGGGGACAUGGAUUGGUGUGGAGCUGGACCUUCCGUCAGGAAAGAAUGACGGCUCCAUUGGUGGGAAGCAGUACUUCAAGUGCAACCCGGGCUACGGGCUGCUGGUGAGGCCCGGGCGCGUGCGCAGGGCUGCGGGGGCUGGGCGCAGGCGCAGCUCGGGGCUCCGGCCGCAGGGCGCCCCCGAGGCCCGCCGGAGCGCCACCCUCUCGGGCUCCGCCAGCAACCUGGCCUCGCUGACGGCCGCUCUGGCCAAGGCCGACAGGGCCCACAAGAACCCCGAGAACCGGAAGUCCUGGGCCAGCUGAGCCACCGCCUCCCGAGGCAGACACCCAGGGAGCUGCCGAGCCCCCCCUGUGACGCCUGGGGACCUCCCCAAGCAGGCUGAGGAGUGCUCUUUGCACGACACAGGGCUGGUGACUGCCCGUUCCCUGUCCUCCCGGCCCUGGAAGCUUGGCUUCUCCCUGUCGUCCGUGGCCGAGGAGGCCCCCAGCUGUGCCUCCCGGUGGCGGGUGGGAAGUGCGGAGCCCGGGUGGUGGGACCCCCGUGGGAGGCCCGGGCACUCCGCCUGCCUGGGGCACCCCCCAGGGUCUUCCCCUCUCUUCCGGCACCCUGACGCCUUAAUUUAAGGAGUGACUUUCCCAGCACCUGCGGGGCUCCCGUGGGCCUGGCUGUCCCUGUCCCGCCUCCCCGCAGGGGACAAGUCCCGUCAGGGCCAGGGGCGCGGCGGAGGGCGUCCGGCAGGGUCUCUGGGAGCCCUGGCUUCUAGACCUGGCUGGAAGGUCUUCUGUUUGCCAUUGAUUCUCCUAACCGGAUGCUUGGGAUAUAUUUAUUUAUAUUUAUUUUUAAAAUCUGAAAUCAUUGCGAGCUCAAUCGCCCUCUGCCUGGGCUGGUGCUGAGCCUUCCUGAGUGCCCUGGCCUUUCUGGUCCUCCUGCCUGGGCAGCGCUUCCUGGGGGAGACGUGUGUGUGUGUCCUGCACACACGUGUUUGUUGGUGGCCUUUGUCCASGAUGACAGGGGACAGGGGAGGAGCACAGAGGGGCACCCCCCUCGCUGGUGCGCGGUGGCAUUUUAACUUCCUCCACCUGGCGGCAGGCGGCCUGGGGAGGGAGAGGCCGGUUGCCCUCCCAGGCCCACAGCCUCCCCAGGGGUGGCUCCCCUCCCUGCCAGACGGGAGGCUUCUCAUCCUGGGGCCUUUCGUGUCAGCUGUGUUGAGAGAGUGUGUGUGUGUGUGUGUGCGCGCGCACAAAACUGGGCCAGGCCUGGUCCCGGUGGGUGGAGGACACCCCCAAACUGUCUUGUCUCCAGCAGCCCCAACUUGCCCACCGACCCCAGCUCAGGGCUGGAGUUUGCACUGGGCACCUCUGGGCUGGAGUUUGCACUGGGCACUCCUGGCGGCUGGGUUUGGUUCUUGGAAAAACCAUCGCGGAAGUUUUUGGUGAGGAAUCCGGUUCUAAAGAGGUUUGAAGCCCCUUAUGAGAAGCAGUGCUAGACCUUAUCUCCAGAUGGGGCCACCAAGCCUGAGCUGGCCCCCCUGCAUUACUCUGGCCAGCAUGGGCAGCACAUGGUGCCAGAGGCCAGGACAAUUAACCCAGGGCACUCUGACCACCAGGGGACGGCCAGGAACAGGCUCAGGCCGGAGCAGUCCCUCAGGCAGGGUCAGCGUCCAGCCUGUGUCUGCACAGGCCCGUCCUGGGGCUGGCGUCUUCAUGAUCCCCCCUUGUGAGCGGGCAUUGUGAGGGGUCAGGGCUGGCCAAGGCCCUGCCAAGGGGAUCUGGUCUGCCCCUUUCUGGGACAGCAUGACUGGAGGGAGCCUCCAUCCUGAGGCAGGCAUUGACCAGCGGCCUUCCCUUCCUGUUUUGGGGACACUGUGGGCUGUGGAUUCUGCCUGGCUUUUCUCCUUUCCCUCCUGCGCAGCAUGGCUCUUCUGGAGUCUGGUUCAGUUGGAGUCAGUGUCCCCUGUGUGGCUGUUGGGCAGGGACCAGCCCCUCCCUCGGGCAGGCCAAGCCCCGGGAGCCCCAGGAGAGAAAGCUGGAGGUGGGAGUCGGGCAGGGCCUGCUGGAGCCGUGGUCAUAGGCCCGGGAGGGGAACCUGGUGCUGCUCUUCAUCAUUCUGGGCCUUUAAAGUGGAGGAGGAUAAAAAGGGAUCAUCGACUUGAAGAGCUUGUGAGCAGGAGCGCAGGAGCCGGGAGGCUUGACCAACAUGGCUCAGGCUCCUCGUCCUUGUCCUGCAGAGUGCGGGACACCUUCUCUCUCCCAGGCCUCUUCUCCCCAUCUCCCAGGGGCAUCCCCUACCUGGUGCAGUGAGCUCAGCCUCCUUUCCAGCCUUGUUCACAGGCCUGAGCAGGCCUGCGGGGACAGGCGUGUGCUGGGGUGUGGAGACCUCUCUGCGCUCUUGGCUGGAGUUUUCUUCCAGCUUAGGGUCUUGUGCUUGGGGUCUCGUGAGCCUGUGAGGAGUUGGUCCUAUUGGUGUUGUGAGUGUCUGUGUCCAUAGCUGAGGGGGCGCAGGGCGUGCCUCUGUUGCCCCUGUCCCGAGGGCAGGAUGUGGGCCUCUGGAAGGACAGCACCGCUGGAGGGGAGGCUGGUGGACAGCACCCCACUGGGCCUUGCCCGCAGCUUGCCCCUGGGUCCUUCCUGCACUGAACCUACUCAUCCCCUAGGGCAGAGGGAGGCACUAGCUGCUCCCUGUGGGAGGCUCUCAGCACUUCUGCUACCCUYGGCUUCCUGGGCAGCCCUGUCUCCCGCUAGGCGAGCUGCGCAGGCGCUGGGUGAGGCCUGCUCAGGUUUAGUCUUUCCUCUUGCUCUUUGGCGUAGAUUAACACUAACUUGUGGCUGGAGAAACAAGGGUGUGCAGUAGGGAUGGUCACUGAAGUGCUGGGCAGUGGAGGGACAGGGAAGGUGUGUAUCUGGGUUCCUGGGAAGGCCUAGAGGUGUCCAUGUCCCCUUCACUCCUGGUCUUUUCUCCCUUGGGCUUAAGCAUUGUCUGUACAUGAAGCAGGAGGUUCUGGGUUCGAGUUGUCCUUGCUUAGGCGCCCUGUCUGCGGAGGCUACAGGGUGUGGAGCGUAUUUUGAUGCUUCUGGUGCCAUCAGCCCCAUGCCACCUUAGACAGGAGGCACUGAGGUGGCGGGGCCAUCUGUAGUGCCUUUCCCUGGGGUGCACCCCCACAACAACUGUACCCAAAGCCUCUUUCUCUCUGAAAGGCCUGGUGCCCUGGUGAGCUGCACACGCUACUGGUGUUGGGAGAGUCUGAACAGCUUCUCUGUGUGGAUUUUGUAAAUAUCUUGAAUUCACACAGAGAAGUGAUUUGAUUUGGGGAUUAUAGUGAUUUGGUACACAUUAAAUGGGAGUUAAAAAAAAAUCCAAAGACUGUAAUGAAUUGUAAAGAUUUUAAUGAUUCCUCUGUGUGGUGAACUAAACGCUGUAACUCUGUACCAUAUAUGCCUUCCCAUCAAAUGACCAGCAGCUUCUGAAUAAAGCCAAUGAC